Molecule: messenger RNA, 1350 nt
Organism: Schizosaccharomyces cryophilus OY26
Lineage: Eukaryota; Fungi; Ascomycota; Schizosaccharomycetes; Schizosaccharomycetales; Schizosaccharomycetaceae
Product: borealin Nbl1
Exons: 3
Coding region: 100-516 (138 amino acids)
Source: RefSeq, a predicted model, not a curated record
GCUUCUCAAACACAACCACUACGCGUUACUAAUAUUAGUUGAAUUUUAAGGAAACUACCUGGAUUUUCCUUGGUUGAUUAUUUCCUUCUACUUAGAUUCAUGAAUAAACGAAAGAGAGUCGAAGAGUUUGGAGAAUCCAAGCACCGUCAGGUUCGACAGCGUAUUCUGCAAGAACGCAAAACAGACAUUCUUGAAAAUCUUGCUUUUGAACUCUCUGAUAAAAUUCGGCGAUUACGAUCCAAUGCAGGUUUGCUGGCAUCCACCAUACGCAUGAGGGGAGAAAUGCGUGUAGCUUCUAUCCCACGUGCUCAGAGAAACAUGAAGCUUCGCGAUUUCCAGAAUUUCUUGUCGUCAAAUACACCUGUUACUCCGUGGCGAACUCGUAUUCAGGAAUUCUAUAAACUUGAAGAAUUGUCGCUGUCUAGGCGGAAACCAAAUUCCGCUAAAUCAAGUCCCUCCAGGGCUCCUACACCUACUCGAGUUAUCAAACAAAAGGCUUCUACUCAUGGGUCUUGAUUACUUACUACCAUAGCUAGUUGUCCUUGCUUUUCCACCUUUAACAUUUCAUAAAAUAUUCCUUCUUUCAUGAUAUUUGUCAUUGCUAAAUGCCGAUUAAAAUACACAUUUCUGUGGCCACUUUCCUGGAAGUUGCUUUUGACUGGCAAACUAUAUCUGCACUUAUUCUUCCUCUGAAACCUGAACAAUUUUUCGCAUACGGUUCAUUGUUUCUCGGAACAAGGGCCGGAUCUCAUUAAUUUCCAUGGCUCCCAAGUUAUCCAAAGCAAGCUGAACUUCGUUUACCGCUUCCAAGCCUGCUCUUGCCUUGCUUUGUCUCGCUUCCCUGAUAGUCAAAAGUAUUCUUCGAACUUCCUCAACAUCCUCAAUGUCAUCGGGGCAAGCAUUCAGCAGCAAAUGUGCAGUUUCCAACCAUCGAAACGGCAAUUUGGAAAACAUAUCCAUUUCCAUUUCUUGUUCUCGCAGGCUUUCUAAAUUCGAAAGGUCUAACCAUUCCGGAGGCGCAAUUCUGGCUCGAUGUUGCCUUUUUAAUUCCAAAGCCAGCCAUAGAGGGACUCUGCACUUUUUUGGAGGCUUCAUAAUGGGUAUAGUUGCGCUUACUAAAGGCAGUUGAUCCAUAGUUUCUAAAGGAACAAUAUCAAUGUAUUCAUUUCCUGCUAAAAACUCUAUCUCUUCUGGUGAAAAUGUUGCCUCUAAUUCUCUGGGUAAAGCCAUAGUAUCGGUUUUUUUACUCUCCAAUAAAUACUUUUGUGUAUAUCCAAUAUAUAUUUUAUCUUUUUUAAAUAAAAUGGAUUAUUUAUGCUUUUAUUGUUAUAAUUUUCGUUUGAUUUUUGA